Molecule: messenger RNA, 1605 nt
Organism: Dissoconium aciculare CBS 342.82
Lineage: Eukaryota; Fungi; Ascomycota; Dothideomycetes; Mycosphaerellales; Dissoconiaceae
Product: putative P450 monooxygenase
Exons: 2
Coding region: 1-1605 (534 amino acids)
Molecular function (GO): oxidoreductase activity, acting on paired donors, with incorporation or reduction of molecular oxygen; monooxygenase activity; heme binding
Source: RefSeq, a predicted model, not a curated record
AUGCUGAACAACCCAGGCUUAUCGCUAUCCAUUUUCGGCGGACUGCUUCUUGUACUUUUUGUCGCCCGACAUGUUUCACAAGCCAUCACACAUCGUCGACGAGCGCGUCGGCUCGGAUGUGCCCCAGCUCCCCUUCAGAGCACUGGUUUCCCGUUGGGUCUGCCCAAAGUACUCGAGAUGCUGAGAGCGGACGAAGGGCACCGCUUUCCCCAAUACCUGCAGGAGGAGAACCAAGGCAUCAAACGGAAGUUUGGACGCAACACGCAGACUGUGGAAUCAUCAGUGCUCGGUCAGCGACGGUUCAUGACUACCGACCCUGUCAAUGUCAGGGCAAUUCUGGCGACGCAGUUUAAGGAGUUUGGGCUCGGUAAACCUCGAAAUGAUUGUCUGGCCUUGCUACAAGGAUAUGGUGUGUUCUCAUCAGACGGCGAGCAAUGGGAACAUUCUCGAGCAAUGCUUCGGCCGCAGUUCGCGCGAGAGCAGAUCGACGAUCUAUCCCUGCAAGCUAAGCACUCCGAACAAAUGAUGCAAGCCAUCGAUGCAAGUGUGGACAUCAAGACCGGUUGGUCACAACCUAUCGACAUACAGCAGAUUUUCUUCCGCUUCACAAUGGACAGUUCAACGGAGUUCCUGUUCGGUACAAGCUUGGACAGUCAGCUUGGGCCCCUCAAUAAGUCGUCAGCCGCAUAUGAUAUUGAUUUCGAUGAAGCUGCUUUCGUCGAAGUGUUCGAUGCGUCGCUUGACCACAUGACGCGAGGCUUGCGGCUCGGGGCGUUUUACAAACUGGCGCACACCAAGGAAGCUAAGCGAGUCUGUGCUGUCGUACAAGGCUCCGUCGACAAGUAUGUUCAGGCAGCCCUUGAUCGUAGAGCCCGGGCCGAGUCCAAGCCUGGCGAGAAGCGACGAUACAUCCUCGCGGAUGCGUUGGUCGAGGAAACCAAGGAUCCAGUCGAGAUCCGAAAUCAACUUUUGAACGUCCUCAUCGCAGGUCGUGACACAACAGCCUCCCUGCUAGGUUGGUUGUUCCUCCUCUUGGCCCGCCAAUCCGAGGAAUAUAAACGCUUACGAGCCGAGACCCAUCAAACUUUCGGCCCAUAUGAAGACCCAAGGAAUCUCACUCACACUGGCCUGCGAUCUUGCACACUCUUGCAGCAUUGCCUCAACGAGGCGCUGCGCCUGUUCCCGCUGGUCCCUAUCAACCUCCGUAAAUGUCUCGUGCCAUUCACCACACUUCCUCGCGGCGGUGGCCCGCUCGGACAGGAUCCAAUCUACGUGCGUGCCGACGACGACGUCUUCUACACGACGGUGAACAUGCACCGCGACGUCGCUUUCUGGGGCGUUGACGCUCACGACUUCCGACCCGCGCGAUGGCAGACAGUGAAGCCUGGGUGGCAAUUCCUUCCGUUCAAUGGCGGACCACGAAUAUGUCUGGGACAGCAGUUUGCAAUCAAUCAAGCUAGCUUUGUCAUGGUUCGGCUGUUGCAACGCUUCGACGAUGUCAUUGGCGUCGAUCUACCUGCGCCUGGAGAGGAGCUGCAUCAUUUGACGGUCACGGACGCUUGCGCUACUGGGGUAAAGGUGAAGUUGCGACGGGCGCAAGGUUGA